AUGAGCAACACUAAUCAAGAUUCACACAAGGGGAAGGAGAAAGUGAAUGAAGAACCAAUUACCAAUUCACAAACAAUGGAGAAUCCGAACAAGCGAAAGACGAUGGCGCUGAAAGACGAACCAAAUGCUGAAACUAAGAAUUCAAAGAGCCCUAGAAACAAUGCUGGUGUAGAUGAAUCAACAAGUUCAUCUAAAGAAUUUUCGCCAUUCCUUCUCUUCGGAUUUAUCAUUGAUCCGAGUAAAGGAUAUCAAAAAGCUUAUUCGUGCGCCUUUUGUCGUAGAAAAUUUGUUUCUCCACAAGCAUUGAGUGGAAAACAAAACUGCCAGGAAUGCGAGGAGUCACUAAGAAGAGUUGUCGAAGCUUUGAAUAAACCUCGUGAUAAUUUAUAUUAUGGCGUACAAGGAAUGCGUCUAAGCAAGAUUGUUCCAUACACCGGUGGAUGCGGAUAUACAUAUGGUGGAAAUGAUGCUGGGAAAUUGCAGGGUCCAGUGCUGCAUAAUCCACAGAUUGAUCAAAACACUGUGAAUGGACAAGUUAUUAGGGCUGAGAUUGACUUGAACAAUGAUUUGGUUUCGGAGGAAGCAUCCAAGAACAUUGAUUUGAACCUAAUGCCUUGA
Molecule: messenger RNA, 618 nt
Organism: Vicia villosa (hairy vetch)
Lineage: Eukaryota; Viridiplantae; Streptophyta; Magnoliopsida; Fabales; Fabaceae
Exons: 1
Coding region: 1-618 (205 amino acids)
Source: RefSeq, a predicted model, not a curated record